AUGUCAGACGAGUUGAAGCAAUAUAAUUUUGAAAAUUAUAAAGGAAAUGUCACCAUUGAUUCAAAUCAUAGUCUUGAAUAUGUAAAAAGACGGUGCAUUAAUGCAGAUGAGAUCGUAUUCACUGUCCAUAUUACCAACCAUGUUUUGAAAAGUGGGCAGGAUUUCAAAGAGACAGGGAUCUGCUUUACCUUCACAGACUUAUUGAAUCAUUUUCUUGGAGAAAACUACGCAAUCCUAAUAAAGCAAGACUGCAAACGGAUCGAAGAUCAUCUGCGAAGACUUACUUCUUCCGCCAAAACUAAUAUCAGGUGGAAAAUAGGUUCUGCUUCAGUGAAGUUCGGGAAAGCCAUCAAACGCAUUGCAAUACGUUCUGACGAACUUCAAAGUGCCGCUGAAAUUGAGCAUGAGCUUUUGAAAGUGAAGGAUGAGAAACGUGUUUUAGAAGAGACAAAUACGAGACAUCAUGAACGCUGCGAUGAACUUUAUCAAAGUUUGUUGGAAGCUGAGGAACUUAGGAGGGCAAGCGAUGAGAAAUUAACAGCGGCUUAUUCUGACAUUGAAAAGCUAAAGAAAGAGAAUGCCCAUUUGUAG
Messenger RNA from Paramuricea clavata, 591 nucleotides. Lineage: Eukaryota; Metazoa; Cnidaria; Anthozoa; Malacalcyonacea; Plexauridae. The record is from the annotation of a GenBank genome assembly.